Molecule: messenger RNA, 882 nt
Organism: Lizanozyma spartinae
Lineage: Eukaryota; Fungi; Ascomycota; Pichiomycetes; Serinales; Debaryomycetaceae
Gene: GCF1
Product: Gcf1p
Exons: 1
Coding region: 1-882 (293 amino acids)
Source: RefSeq, a predicted model, not a curated record
AUGUCAAGUUCAAAUGUAAACAUCACACAAUUAAUCCAAGUUAAUCCAAUUCGUCCUUCUCGACACACUAAAAUACUUGAAUUGAUUAUCACCAAGAACAUGAUCUCCAUUAAUUGUGCCAAAGGCGCGUUAUCCACGUCUAUGCGGGCUUUUGUCUUUGCUUCGGUUCGUACAAUGGGUACCAGUGCUGUUUUGGCAUACCCCUUAACUAAGACGGCAAGUAGUACUAAGACUACCACUGCUGCUGUUACUUCAUUGAAGGGACAACUUAAGAAGGAGAAGGAGAAGUUGACUAAGUUGAAUUCUAAGUUGAAGGCCAAGGAAUCCGCAUUGAAGACAAAGCAAAAGGAAAGAGCUGCAGAUGCUAAAGCAAAGGCAGCUGCUAAGGCAAAACAAGUACAAACAAAACAAAUAAAAGCACAAGUUGUUCGUAAAGCCACCAAAACUAUCAGGGGUAUUAGUCCUUUGAAUGCGUUUAUUAAGGAAAUCACUGGAGGUACAUUGACUGAUAAAAUUAGUAACUGGAAGACAUUGGCUAACGAUGAAAGAACUAUUUGGAAGGAGAAGGCUGAUGAAAUCAACGCUAAAACAGAACAAGUUUUCAAACCAAAGCCCAAAUCUAUUGCUUCAGGUUACCAAAAUUUUCUUGCUGAAGAACAUUCUAAGGAUAGAUAUAGAGAUUUGGCAUUUGGGGACAAAAGUAAGCAAAUUGCAGAAAGUUGGAGACAACUUUCUGAAGAAGCUAAGAAGCAAUACAACACACCUGCUGAUGUACAAAAGAAGGCAAAGGAAGCAUAUGAUGCUUGGGUUCAAUCAAGAGUCGAUGCUUAUUUAAAACACAAGGCAACCAAGAAGGAAAUUGCUGCUUUUGAGUCCAAGUAA